Messenger RNA from Leucoraja erinaceus (little skate), 2967 nucleotides. RefSeq names its product von Willebrand factor C domain containing 2 like (gene vwc2l). Gene Ontology annotation, biological process: negative regulation of BMP signaling pathway. Gene Ontology annotation, cellular component: AMPA glutamate receptor complex. Bases 928 to 1779 code for a protein of 283 amino acids. Gene Ontology annotation, molecular function: protein binding. NCBI's taxonomy places the organism in Eukaryota, Metazoa, Chordata, Chondrichthyes, Rajiformes, Rajidae. The record is from RefSeq and is a predicted model, not a curated record. The transcript is spliced from 3 exons.
ACGCCCUGCCUAAUGCUGCCGCGAGGUUCUGGUUUCGUUAACGGAUCGAUGUUUGUGCCAUUUGUACAGUCAAACUUGUCGGAGAGGAAUGCGGUAUACUUGCAACUGGUGCCAAAUCUGCUCUGAUUUUUAUUUUCCUUUCCAGUUUUGGGGUUUGCAUGUUUGAAUAUCCAAGGUCACGUUCGACGAACAGAUAUUGUACAUAACUACCUGACACAGUUGCUUUGUAAUGUUUUUCCUCUCUUGGGCAUUCCUGACCGUAUGGAAUAGUUGGAGGAUGCGCUAAUUCGGGGGGGCUGAUUAUGAUUGCAUAUUUAAUAAUGGUACGUUUAGCUGGACUUUGAUGUAAGAUCGAAUUUAGAAGAUUAAAGAUCCUUUCUAUUCUCGAGAAAAGCGAGGCUGGGCCUCAGAACUGGAGGGAUAUCCGACCCCUUAUUUAAGUCCAUACUUAGCGUGUUUGCCGUAUUGCCUAGUGGCGUUGGCGGAGCGAGCUGGUUCUGCCCUGUUGCCCGACGGAAGUUUGUGCAGUCGCUUCGGAGGCAGGUGCGUGAUGCCAGUCCUUACUCCGAGGGGCGCACUUGGAACUGAAAGUUGUGAGUUCAAUCCCUCUCUCGAGACUCGAGCACAUAAUCAGAUGUUCCACUAGCGACUGCCAAGCUCAGGGGAUACAACAGGGUCGGCGGUGCUUAAAACAAAAGAAAGAUUAGACUUUGUAGUGAAACACCAUAUGUGCUCUCUGGAGGGUAUAAAUGACCCCACAGCAGGCCUGGAAGAGCAGGGUGUGCUUCCGCUGGCCUGACCAAUAUUUACCAUCAAACUGACUGUUAAAUGUGAUCUAUUUCGUUAUCACGUCACUGUUCUCAGAAAUUCCUAUGUAUAAUUCGCACCCUCUUUCGCAAAUUAAGACAAAUUCAAAAAGGAAACUUAAUGGGCGACAGCCCCCUGGGGUAUCCCGGGCUGAUGGGAAGUCUAGUGACAAGGCGCAAGUCGUCUUUUCUGAUCAAAGUUGGUGUUUUGCCGUGUGUUUUCCAGUCCAGAGUUUAUGGGUGGCAGGAGCCGAGUGCAGAGCAGGAGCUGAUGUCCGGGCGAAAGCACUUGUGGACUAUGGCUCCCGGGCUUCACGCAGUGUGCCUCCUCCUCGUGGUCGCUCUGAUCCUGCUCACCCCGGCCGCCUUCGCUCAGGACGAUGACUCGGGAGGUGAUAGCACUCAGGCGCCCGGCAACAACGACAACCUGGAUUUCGACGACUACCGAGGCAAAGGCUGUGUGGACGACAGUGGAUUUGUGUACAAAGUGGGCGAACGUUUUUUCCCAGGCCAUUCGAACUGCCCGUGCAUGUGCACGGUGGACGGGCCGGUGUGUGAACAGCCUGAAUGCCCCAAGAUUCACCCCAAGUGCAGUAAAGUGGAGCACAACGGCUGCUGCCCCGAAUGCAAAGAAGUGAAAAACUUUUGUGAAUACCGGGCGAAAACUUACAAAGUGCUGGAAGAAUUUAAGCCGUCUCGCUGUGAGUGGUGCCGAUGUGAAGCAAGCAGUGAGGUGCACUGUGUAGUUGCUGACUGUGCAGUUCCUGAGUGUGUCAACCCUGUCUACGAACCCGAGCAAUGUUGUCCGGUCUGCAAAAACGGUCCCAACUGUUUUGCAGGUUCGACAAUAAUCCCAGCAGGGAUGGAAGUGAAGGUGGAUGACUGCACCAUAUGCCAGUGCUCACAGAAUGAGGAUUGGUGGAAGGCAGAACGACAGGCCACAUGUAUAAAACGGGAAUGUGAACGACUGUGAACUGGGAGUCAACUGUUCCACUUUUAACUAACUGCCAGCAAAGCAGCACCAUAAAGUGCUGUACAGCCAAAAAAAAAAGCCCAGCUCUAUACACUGCAAUUGUCAUUGGAAGAUCUAGAUUCCUGGUGCAAAUACUGUUUGGUGAAACAUUAUUUUUUUAACAUUGCUCAUCAUCUCAUCCUACCUGUGGAUUCUAUUUCGGUUGAAAAUUAAAUUAGGGUUUUGACUACUGAUUACUAAUAUAUUUUGGUUUGCAGUAUUUAUGUUGGAUGCAACUGCUUCUUGUGUCAACUUAAGGACCUUUCCUGCUCCUCAUAAGCACUGGUUGUUUGCACUUAAUAUUAGAAGCUGUUUGCAGGCAAACUGUGAUACUUCUGAAUUUGUUUCAGCUCUGACUUUUUCUGCACUUUGCUGUUUGCUUCAUCCUAACAAUGAUUGAUGGAGGAAAGCUAUCAUAUGAAGACUGUUCAUUUUAUAAUCUGAUCCACUAAUGUUGUGCCUGAGAAUGUAAAUGAAAAUAUUCUAAUGAAAAAAUUUACAAUGUGGAAUUAUAGCGCAACUUUAUUUAGUGUGGCCAAUAAGCAUAUUCUAUGAAAUAUAUUAUUUUGGUAAAUAUAAAUUGUGACAUUCUGCAGAAUCUAAAUUGCCUUUUUUUGUUAUGAGGAAUCCAUUAAUUUUAAACAUAAUUAUAUAUGUAUUUAGCAUAUUACAUACAUGCUUAACAAUUAUACCAAGAUAACAUUCUGCCUGGUAGAAAUUCUAUGUUCUGAAUUUUGGGUAAUAGUGAAACAGAAAAUAUUUUUUAAACUAUUUGGACUAAGUUGUGUAAUCAGAAUCAAUGUAAAUAUAAUGCAUGUUUUUUUGUUAAUUAGUUUACACGAUGUGGGAAUUAAUGGUAAGGCCAAUAUUUGCGGUCUAUACAUAAAUGGCCUGAAGAAGAUGGUGGUCAGUUAUCCCCUUGCAGUCUUUCUAUAAUAGGACUCCCAGGAUGCUAUUGGCAGGAUUUACAUCUGAUAUGAUCUGACUUGGAAAUUAUGGCAAAAUAUUUCCGUCACAGAGUGCUCCAUUUUGAAAGGGAGAUAAAUAGUGGUGGUCCCUUGUGUCUUCCACUCUUGGCCUUCUAGAUGGCAGAGAUAAUGGGAAAGGAGGCCCCAUUGGAAUAAGAAUAAUUUGUUAGUCCUUGCUGUC